Messenger RNA from Bombyx mori (domestic silkworm), 2573 nucleotides. RefSeq names its product serine/threonine-protein phosphatase PP1-beta catalytic subunit. NCBI's taxonomy places the organism in Eukaryota, Metazoa, Arthropoda, Insecta, Lepidoptera, Bombycidae. The coding region runs from base 268 to 1242 and encodes 324 amino acids. Gene Ontology annotation, molecular function: protein serine/threonine phosphatase activity. The record is from RefSeq and is a predicted model, not a curated record. The transcript has 7 exons. Gene Ontology annotation, cellular component: nucleus; cytoplasm.
UGGAAUGUACCUGAAACUUACUCAAAUGCUAUUUUAUUUUAACGUUUUGUGUCUACCAAUGGACAUUUUUUAAGUUAAGUAACUAUCCAUGAAACACAAUAAAUGAGAAGCGACGAUAAAAACCAUUUUAAACAUAAAAUUGUUCUCCUAUUUACUUCUUUACAAGUUCUGCGUAUUAUGAAGAGUAAUUCUAACCACAAACAAUAAGAGCAAACAGGAAGAAAAAAACAUUUGACUUUUUGACAUAAAUUUAUUCGUGUAGUAAAUAUGGCUGACGAACUAAAUGUUGACAGUCUAAUUCACAGACUUUUGGAAGUUCGAGGAUGCAGGCCUGGCAAGACUGUGCAAAUGUCGGAGGCAGAGGUACGUGGGCUCUGCACAAAGUCCAGAGAAAUAUUCCUGCAGCAGCCCAUAUUACUGGAGUUGGAGGCACCACUCAAAAUUUGUGGUGAUAUACAUGGUCAGUACACAGAUUUGCUACGUCUCUUUGAAUAUGGAGGAUUUCCGCCAGAAGCCAAUUACUUAUUCCUUGGUGACUAUGUAGAUCGUGGUAAACAGUCACUGGAGACUAUCUGUCUCCUAUUGGCUUACAAAAUAAAGUACCCUGAGAAUUUCUUCCUACUCAGAGGCAAUCAUGAGUGUGCUAGCAUAAACCGCAUUUAUGGUUUUUAUGACGAGUGCAAACGCCGAUACAAUAUAAAACUGUGGAAGACUUUCACGGAUUGCUUUAACUGCUUGCCAAUUGCUGCUAUAAUUGAUGAGAAGAUUUUCUGUUGCCAUGGUGGUUUGUCUCCAGAUUUACAGGGAAUGGAACAGAUCAGAAGAAUAAUGCGACCCACUGAUGUUCCAGAUACAGGAUUGCUUUGUGACUUGCUGUGGUCAGAUCCCGAUAAGGAUGUUCAAGGUUGGGGGGAAAACGAUCGCGGCGUCUCGUUUACUUUCGGACCCGACGUCGUCAGUAAAUUCCUCAACAGGCAUGAUUUAGAUUUGAUUUGCCGUGCUCACCAGGUGGUGGAAGAUGGAUAUGAAUUUUUCGCCAAACGAAUGUUGGUUACUUUGUUCUCUGCACCCAACUACUGUGGAGAAUUUGAUAAUGCUGGUGGAAUGAUGUCUGUUGAUGAAACUCUAAUGUGCUCCUUCCAGAUUCUUAAACCAUCUGAAAAAAAAGCAAAAUACCAGUACAAUGGUAUAAACAGUGGAAGGCCAGCUACUCCUCAAAGGUCACCACCUAAGAAAAAAUAACUGACAUUUGGUAUCCAGUGUGCUGCACAGUGAGAGGAAUGCUACAAAUAAUUAAUUAUAUCAUGUAUUAUAAUUAUUAUUAUUAGGUCAUUGGACAGGGCCGGACAAUGUGUCUUAAAUUUGUGAAAUAUAUGUUAUCAAUUACUUGUGCCUUCUUGUUUUACGUUUACACAAUAUGAGUGAAAUUAAUUUGUUUUGUUAAACUUUCAUGAGGAUUAAUGAGUAGACACGUUCGGCAAUGUUACAUUGACAUGCUUUUUCGAUCCCUGAAGUACUACCUAGCAGCCCUUUAAUUAGUACUGAACCCUAUUGUGUUAUCUAUCGUCUACAUGUUAUAGUCAAAUUGUUUCGUAUCAUUUAUCAUAUUUUAUCAGAAAAGUGGCAGCUGACUUCGAGAUGCGGGCAUUGGACACUGAAGCGUAAUUACAUUUACAAAAUAAUCUAUUAAGUAGAGGAUCGGAAGCACAUUUGGUUGAUUUAUUUUAUAUCUAAUGUGCCUAUGAAUGUAAAUUAUAUAUAAGUCUGGAGUGACGAAAAUUAAAUGAUUUGAGAAAUUCUUGUAUGGAAUAGGCAAUAAUUAAAAAACAAUGUUCGUCCAUAGUUGUCAACAUGAAUUUUAUGUUUGUUGUAGUUUAAAUAUUUAUUGAUGGUUUAGUCCUUCUGUGAAGUUGGCCUAAACAUGCAAUUUACCUUCUUAUAUUUGUCAUAGCAUUUAAGUGUUAGUACCCAGGACUCCAUUGCAAAAAUAUGUUUAGGAGAGAAUAUCCAGUGAAAUAAAAUUUAAUUUGCUCUCAGUAUUAUUCUUAAUGUUAAAAUAAGUAGCAGUCAAAAUUAUAGGAAAGUAUAUGAUCUCCCCGGCCGAGGCUUAUUUGUCAGUCUAAUUAUACUGUAAUGAAAGUCUCAAAUUUAAUUAUUUAAAAUAAAGUAGAAGCAGUGUAGUCCUCGCAACAAUAGUGCAAUUGCUAAAUAUUAUAUAAAUUAUAUGCAGGUUUUGCAUUGUACAAUUUUAUUUUUAGCUAUGUUAACAUUUUUCAUUAAUAAAUAUUGCUAUUUAAACUAUUUGUUUAUUUUGUUUUGACAUUCUGUAAUUUUCACAAAAAAUGCUAAACUUUUCACAUUCAACAUUAAUAUUAAAGGCAAUUUAUUGUAUGUCUACUUACAGUAUUUUAAAUUAAUAAUAUUUCAUUUUGUAUAUUAAGAUAGUAAUGCAAUUGCUAUUCUCGAUAUCUUUUGCUCUGCACAUCUUUCACCUACUCUUUGAAAAAUUCAUUGCUAGACUUUAUUGUAACUUGUUCAUGUACAAAUUUCUGAAAUAUAUUUUAUUCAAUCUA